CGAUAGGCGAUGUGAGAGCGUCAAAGAGAUCGUUGGAAGACUUGGAACCGGGGCCGCAUGGUUCGGUCCAGACGCAACCAUCUCGAUGACAGGCCGUCGAUGUGAAGAUUUCCACCCCAAGACCCCCAUAUUAAUAACUCCAUGUAACCGUGUAAUGGCCUUUGUCCUUCCCUCAUAUCAAUUCCCUUCAUCUUCACUCAACCAUUCUGAUUUCUUCUAAUUCGUUUUUCCUUUGACCUUUUCCUUUCUUGAGACAAGUUUAACUCCCUCCUCUGUCGUUACCAGGUUCCAACUUUCUUUUGGUCCAUCUUAAUGUGUUCAUCAGCCCCCCUACGUCACUAACACUGACACUCAUACGAAUCUUGGAUAGCUGGAUCCCUUCAUAGCUCGGUGGUCGGUUGCACGACCCUGCAUCACCCAACAUUCGCUACAGUCCUCAUCAUGGACCCUUCUAUCUCACAAAAGCUCUCACCUCGUCAAAACCCGAAUACCGCUACGGACGAGUUUCUCGAUCUCCUCUCCGAUCCUUUCAGCACUCAGAUUCAAAAUGAAGCCAUUGGAGCCGCCCUGGUGGUUGGCCUCGGUGCCACUGCCCUCGUCGCCGUCCUGUUCUCCUUUCUCCGCCGAUUUAACAAAGUCAUCUACCAACCGAAAGUGAAACAUGCCGACGCACGGCACGCCCCUCCGCCCAUCGGCAACGGUCCCUUCGCCUGGAUCACACCCGUCGUCCGGACAAAAGAGCAGAUCAUGGUGGAGAAAGCCGGCGUCGAUGCGGCCCUGUUCCUCCGAUUCGCAGCCAUGCUGCGGAACAUGUUCGCCGUGCUCACGGUCAUCGGAUGCGGCAUCCUCAUUCCGAUCAACAUUCUGGGCGGCCAUCAGCUCACCAAGGAGUUUUCCAUAUCCGCGUUCAUGAAGAUGACUCCGCAAUACAUGUUCGGGGAGAAGUUUUGGGGUCAUGUGGCGGUCGCCUACCUCUUCGACGUGACCGUCUGCUUUUUCCUAUGGUGGAACUAUCGGGCGGUAGUGGAGCUCAGACGCAAUUAUUUCGAGAGUGAUGACUACCAGCGCAGUUUACAUGCCCGGACGCUCAUGGUGACGGACAUUCCGAGCGACCAGCGGUCCGAUGAAGGUCUCCUACGGAUCACGGAUACGAUCAACCAUACCGGCGAGAUCCCUCGCGCGGCCAUCGCGCGGAACGUAAAAGAGCUUCCAGAGAUGAUCGAGGAGCAUGCACACCUGGUCCGGCAGUUGGAAGGCCAUUUGGCCAAAUAUCUCAAGAACCCCGAUCACCUUGCGUUGAACCGUCCUACCUGUAAACCUUCGAAGAAGGAUAAGGCACAUUCUGGUAAUGCUAAGGUGGACGCUAUCGAAUAUCUGACGGGUCGCAUUCAGGACCUGGAGGGCAUGAUCAAAUCGGUGCGAGAGACGGUCGACAAACGCAAUGCGAUGCCUUUCGGCUUUGCCUCGUACGGGUCGAUUUCCGAAGCGCACAGCAUCGCUUACGCCGCGCGUAAGAAGCACCCGCAAGGCACAACCAUUCGCCUUGCACCGCGCCCAGGUGACCUCAUCUGGAAGAAUCUCCCGCUUUCCAAAAGCUCUCGACGGCGACAACGCAUCAUGAACAACGUCUGGGUCGUCCUUCUCACCCUCGUUUGGAUCGCUCCUAACGCGCUCAUUGCGAUCUUCCUCUCGAAUUUGAACAAUCUCGGUCGGUUAUGGCCCGCGUUCGCCCAAGAGCUUCAACACAAUCCCAAAACCUGGGCUAUCGUCCAGGGUGUGUUGGCGCCGGCAGUCACUUCACUCUUUUACCUCGUCCUUCCCAUCAUUUUCCGCCGACUCUCGAUCAAGGCGGGCGAUCAGAGCAAAUCACAACGCGAGCGCCACGUCCUUCACAAGCUCUACACCUUCUUCGUCUUCAACAACCUGAUCGUUUUCUCGCUCUUUUCCACCGUCUGGAAAUUCGUCACCAUCAUCAUCGACGCCAAACAUGACGACAAGGAUGUCAUGCAGACGCUGUCCGAUGCGAAGCUACUGAACAAACUUCUGAUCGGCCUUUGUGAGCUCACCGUCUUCUGGGUGUGCUGGCUGCUCCAGCGUAACCUUGCUGCGGCCAUCGAUCUGUCGCAAUUUGUCAAUCUCGCCUGGAAAGGCUUCACGAGGAAGGUGACCCAUCCCACCCCAAGGGAGCUGAUCGAAUUGACGGCACCACCGCCUUUCGAUUAUGCAACCUAUUACAAUUCCUUCCUUUUCUAUGCGACGGUAGCGCUGUUCUUUGCGCCGUUGCAGCCCGUCGUUCUUGCCGUCAUGCUCUUCUACUUCAGUCUGGAUUCCUGGCUCAAGAAGUACCUGCUUCUCUAUGUCUUCAUCACCAAAUCCGAAUCUGGUGGCGCUUUCUGGCGCGUGGUCUUCAACCGCAUGCUCGUCGCCAUCCUCCUCAGCAACAUUGUCGUCGCCCUCGCCAUCGCCGCGAACGGCUAUUCGACCCCCAUGCUCAUCUCCCUCAUCCCGCUCCCCUUCCUCCUCGCCGGCUUCAAAUUCUACUGCGUCCGCGCCUUCGACACCCAAACUCACUACUACGCCACCCACGCGCUCAAAGACCCCGAAAUCCACGAGCACAGCGACAGCUCCUCCGUCCGGGACAAGCGCGAGCGCGUCUCCGUCCGCUACGGGCAUCCCGCGCUCUAUAAACCGCUCAUCACGCCCAUGGUGCACGAGAAAUCCCGCCACCUGCUCACCCAGGUCUACCAGGGCCGCACGUCCGCCGAUCUCACCGACACCCACACCCUCGCGGGCUACUCCGACACCUACGCUAUGCAUCCGUUCAGCAAGCCCGGCGACAUGAAGAUGAAUGACUCCGCCGCCACGGGGAAGAACCGCUUCGAGUUCGUCUCGGAAGGCGACAUUGCGGCCGACAUGUACGCUGAGCACCCCGAUUUCAAGUCCGAUUUCCAAGGCGAUCUCGACAGCGUCUACACCGGCUCGCGGCCAGGCACCCCGGCCACGCUGGUCGGUGACCCGCGGCACGGUCGCUCCGCGUCGCAGGACCGCGACGACGACGCGCCGGGGAUCGUGUAUCCGCACGGCUAUCACCAGACGCCGCGUGCGCGGCCCCGGGAGUUCAGCCCCGCGGGCCAUGCACGGGAGGGGAGUUUAGGGAGGCACAGCGUGGUGGUCGAUGGGUACGGAGAUGAGAGCCGGGUCGAUUUGGCCGGGGCGGGGGCACCGAUGGGGAGGACGGUCACGGGGCAGACGGACGGGAGCUAUUCCGGGGGAGCGGCGUCCGGGCACGGGUAUCGCGGAUUGCCGGUGGACACGCCAGGGAGUGAGAGCGACGGGAUGGGGAGUGAGGGGUAUUUCCAGGGACGGGGGAUGAGAUGAGAAUGACUAACCUUGGGGCAUCGAUAAAGGGGUCGGCGGAAGAUAAUCGAAGGAAGCGCGGAAGAAGGAUGGAGGAAGGCGAGACGGGUGAGGAAGCUGGGAGUUACCAUUGCAUGAAUGAAGUUACGGGUUUGGAGAUGGGGGGUUUUGGCAUACCGUUUGGGGUAUUUCGCAUCUACCAACGAUGCUCGUUUUCACGACAGUUGGGCCGUUCGCGGCGAAUUUGGAGAUGUAUCAUGAUCAUGUGGGGUACAUGUGUUUAGGAUUGCGCAUAGCGGGUUCGAACAUCGCAAGGAUUCCUGGUUGGACGAGUUGGAACCCCAAAAUUGUUUCACAGAAUCGGCAAAAGGCAACGGCAAGCGACCCCGGUACUAGAUAACAUAGAUUCCAUUAGAAAAUAACGAUAAUGAGAGCCAUGAUGGCUAUGAAUAUAGAAUCAUCUUA
Messenger RNA from Eremomyces bilateralis CBS 781.70, 3822 nucleotides. Its product is annotated as DUF221-domain-containing protein. The record is from RefSeq and is a predicted model, not a curated record. NCBI's taxonomy places the organism in Eukaryota, Fungi, Ascomycota, Dothideomycetes, Eremomycetales, Eremomycetaceae. Gene Ontology annotation, molecular function: calcium-activated cation channel activity. Gene Ontology annotation, cellular component: plasma membrane. The coding region runs from base 442 to 3378 and encodes 978 amino acids. The transcript is spliced from 3 exons.